AUGUCGUCCGAACAAUCCUCAGAUUCGCAGCCCUCCAUGAUCGGCGGACAUGUCAAGUACGUCCAAGGUGCGGUCUCGUCCGCGCUGGGCUACGAAUCAGGCGAACAAACCAAGACCGAAGCCGUGCAGGAGAUGAAAGACGCCAAGGCGCAGUCAGAUUCCCAGAGCCAGAGCCCGCCGUCGCAGUCGACCGUGCUGGGGACGAUCGAGAAUGCCGCGGGCAAGAUUACGGGGUGUGAGGGCAUGGUUGAUGAAGGGCAGCAUAGGAUCCCGGAGAAGAGAGGGGUGGAAGAGCAGAGCGGGACCGGUUGA
This is a messenger RNA of Capronia coronata CBS 617.96, 312 nucleotides long. RefSeq lists its product as uncharacterized. The record is from RefSeq and is a predicted model, not a curated record. Lineage: Eukaryota; Fungi; Ascomycota; Eurotiomycetes; Chaetothyriales; Herpotrichiellaceae. The transcript is spliced from 2 exons. Bases 1 to 312 code for a protein of 103 amino acids.